This is a messenger RNA of Prunus armeniaca (apricot), 1008 nucleotides long. The record is from the annotation of a GenBank genome assembly. Lineage: Eukaryota; Viridiplantae; Streptophyta; Magnoliopsida; Rosales; Rosaceae.
AUGAAUCACCGUCCAAUGGAACUGGGGAGGCCUAACUCAGGUAAAAGAAGAUUAAAAGAUCUAUUGCUGCAAAAAGAUAAUCGCUCUUGUGCUGAUUGUGGUGCUCCAGAUCCUAAAUGGGCGUCAGCAAAUAUCGGAGUUUUUAUAUGCUUAAAAUGUUGUGGUGUGCAUAGGAGCCUUGGUACUCAUAUAUCAAAGGUUUUGUCAGUGACACUGGAUGAAUGGUCUGAUGAUGAAAUUGAUGCAAUGAUAGAAGUUGGGGGAAAUUCUUCUGCUAAUGCAAUUUAUGAGGCUUUUAUUCCAGAUGGAUGUUCAAAGCCUGGACCAGAUGCUGGUCACGAGGAACGCUCAAAAUUCAUCCGGUCAAAGUAUGAGGCUCAAGAAUUUCUGAAACCUAGCUUGCGGAUUAACUCAGGUCCUUCUAGAAAGAACUCUCUUCAGAACACUCUCCAAUCAAGUAGUUUUUCUAGAAAGAUUAUCGAUAGUUUUCGUUCAAAUUCUUCGCAGAAAACGGAAGGUAUGGUAGAAUUUAUUGGAUUAUUGAAGGUAAAGGUGAUUAGAGGCACAAAUUUAGCUAUUCGAGAUAUGAUGACAAGUGAUCCUUAUGUCAUCCUGACUCUUGGGCAACAGACUCUUCAGACGACUAUAAUAAAAAGUAACUUGAAUCCAGUCUGGAAUGAAGAACUCAUGCUGUCUGUUCCUCAGCGAUAUGGAGCUUUACAGUUGCGGGUGUUUGAUCAUGACACAUUCUCGGCUGAUGACAUAAUGGGAGAAGCAGAGGUUGAUCUUCAGCCCUUGAUAACAUCUGCAAUGGCAUUUGGGGAUGCAGGAAUGUUUGGGAACAUGCAAAUUGGAAAAUGGCUGAAGUCAAAUGACAAUGCCCUCGUAGACGAUAGCACCGUUAACAUUGUUGAUGGGAAGGUAAAACAGGAGGUGACACUCAAGCUCCAGAAUGUGGAAUGUGGAGAAAUAGAUUUAGAACUAGAGUGGAUGCCUCUUGAGCAAUAG